Molecule: messenger RNA, 2461 nt
Organism: Xiphophorus hellerii (green swordtail)
Lineage: Eukaryota; Metazoa; Chordata; Actinopteri; Cyprinodontiformes; Poeciliidae
Product: protein unc-13 homolog B-like
Exons: 7
Coding region: 54-869 (271 amino acids)
Biological process (GO): dense core granule priming; synaptic transmission, glutamatergic; synaptic vesicle priming
Cellular component (GO): terminal bouton; neuromuscular junction; presynaptic active zone cytoplasmic component
Molecular function (GO): syntaxin-1 binding; calmodulin binding; diacylglycerol binding
Source: RefSeq, a predicted model, not a curated record
AGAUCCUUUCUGCUGCAAAAGAACUGGGACACCUUUCCAAACUGAAGGACCACAUGGCAGGAGACGCUAAAAGCCUGACGCCCAGGCAGUGUGCCGUCAUGGACGUGGCUCUGGACACCAUCAAGCAAUACUUUCAUGCGGGUGGGAACGGCUUGAAGAAGACUUUCCUGGAGAAGAGCGCUGAGCUUUCGUCGCUCCGCCACGCUCUGUCUCUCUACACCCAGACCACCGACACGCUCAUCAAAACCUUUGUGACCACGCAGCAUUCACAAGUGCACAAUGGGAAGGGUAUUAGGUUAACUCCUAAUGAGAAAAUCCAGCCCAGCAGGGGUUCAGGUGUGGACAAACCCAUCGGAGAGGUUUCCCUGCAGAUUGAGCUGUACACUCAUCCGAAGAGCGGAGAGCGGAAAGUUACACUCAAAGUGAUUGGAGCCAGUGAUUUGAAGUGGCAGACGUCUGGGAUGUUCAGACCCUUCGUGGAAGUCACUAUGAUCGGGCCGCACCUCAGCGACAAAAAGCGCAGAUUUCAGACCAAAUCCAAGAACAACAGCUGGUCUCCCAAAUACAACGAGACCUUUCACUUCGUUCUGGGUGUCCAGGACGGGUUCGAGUGCUACGAGGUUCAAGCCUGCGCCAAGGACUACUGCUUCGGCCGCGCCGACCGGGUGGUGGGCCUGUCCGUGGUGCAGCUGAGGGACAUCAUGGAGAGGGGCAACUGCGCCUGCUGGUGCCCCCUGGGGCAGCGCAUCUCCAUGGACGACACGGGCCUGACCGCCAUGCGGAUCCUCUCCCAGCGCUCCAACGACGACGUCGCCAAGGAGUUCGUCUGGCUCAAGUCCGAGACUCGAUCAGCGGAGGAGGGAAGAUGAGGGUCUGCUUAUUCCAGUGGGACUGCUUUGACCUCUGACCUUUCUUGGCUGCUGUGGAAAACCUCGCCAGCUUCCAGUGUUCUUCAACUUCACAUUUUUAACCUUUUUAACUCUCGUUCGCCUCUACUGAGGAGACAGAACCCAUCCAGAACCUGUAAACGGGCCGAAAGGGAACCCACCCACCCCAAGUGUUCUUGUGCAAUAAAUCCAACCCACCCCUCCCAAAGUGAGGCCAAGUGGUUCAAGCCUUACACUCUGCAAGCUGUGAAUGUGUUCAUGUAAAAGGAAAUAAAUCCUGUUUUUAAUGACCAGAAGUCAAAUAUUUCACUUCACUUAGCAAAGAAAAACUACAAAUCAUAAUUUUUUUUAUUGUUUUCUAACAGUUUGAGCAGAUAAAUGCAGAAACAAUUUUAAUCCUCAUUUUUCAAUUAAAAAUGUUUGAAUUUAACUCAUAGCUUCAUUUCAUCCUCUAUUUGGUGGCCAUUUUAUUUCUCUCUGUGUUUCCUGUACGCUGUGACCAUUUUAUUUAUUUUUUAUGAAUAUUUAUUUCCCUUUUAAAGACGGGAUUUGAUUUGCUUUCUGCUCCAUUUUUUGACAUUUUUGUUGAGUUUUUGGGGUUUUGUUACAAACUGAGUUGCACAGCAGGACUUGAGUUGGGGUAAUUACAAGUUUACAUUUCUCUCUUUUUUGUUGUGUUUUAUUCUGCCCUUCAUACGAGCGGCCUUAAUUAUAAAAAUGAUUUUUUAUUUUUUGUUGAUGUUUAUUUUUAACCUCUUUACCUUGUAAUUGUUAUGAUUUGCAUCUUAUUUCCCAAGACUGAUGUCAAACUGGUGAAUUUCCUUAACAUUUUGUAUUUUUCAUUUUAGUAAUUUUAUGUAAGCUGGAUUUUUGUGGGCAUCUGUCAUGCUGAGUAUCAAAUCCCAUGUUUUUUUAUUUGUUUCCAUUUCUUUAUAUUUUCUUUAGACAGAGAUUUAUUUUGAGCUCUUUUGUUUCAGCAGCUUUUUAAUGGAUAAAAUCUCUUAGAAGCUACAGAUCCAGCCUCCUGUUUCUUACCUUCACUGAGUAAUUCAAUGUUUUUGUUGAUGGGAGCAAAUAUUUCCUUGUGCAACACACUUUCCUCGUGCCAAGUUAAGUUUUCACUUUAGGUUUUCUUAAUUAUUGCACAUUUUUGUAACUUUGGAACCAUAAAAUCACUGAAUUUAUCUGGAGUUUUCAUUGGUCUGUCACAUCUCUUUAAAUCUCUCACUGUGUUUGCUUUCCACUUAAUGUUUUGUAUAAAGUAUUUAAGACUUAUAUGUAAAUGUCUUUUUUUUCUUGCACCACAGACUAAAAAAGUCAUUUUCACAGUGAAUUCAGUUUAUUUAUACUGGGCUAAUUUACAUUAGAUAUUAUCUUAUUGCACUUUAUGAGGAAAAAUAUUUAUAAUAAAUGUUCAGAUGAAAUCAACACAGAUUAUUCCAUUGUGAACUAACCAUAAAAGUGCAUCUUAAUAUGUUAGAAUAUUAUUGUUUCAGAAAUGGUGAAUUUCAUAUGUGCAUCCUUUUUUUCACCAGUUUUUCUUUCCACCCUACUUUUUAUUAAAAAGUAAUACU